This is a messenger RNA of Pyrenophora tritici-repentis Pt-1C-BFP, 976 nucleotides long. NCBI's taxonomy places the organism in Eukaryota, Fungi, Ascomycota, Dothideomycetes, Pleosporales, Pleosporaceae. The record is from RefSeq and is a predicted model, not a curated record.
AUGACGCCUUUGAAUCUUACCGACUUGCGGAAAAUUCUCUGCAUCCCAAGGCCGGAGUUGCUGCUGGCGCAUCCGUCAACAGGGGCACUAUACGAAAUCAAGCCUCUGUCAACCGCGGAGAGGCAUUCAAUACCGGCAUUAACGGCAAACGGGGCAUACGCGUAUGGAGGUUGCGAGUUUAAGGGUACGCAUGUUCGCAGGGUUGGAUUGCGACGGUUGGUGUUGCCCGUAUGCGCAGGGUGCAACCGUCCACCUCCAGACUCUGCGACAGUCUACUUCCUGGAUCCUUGAGCAAGGCCUCGACUCCAGCGGACGCGGGAAUUGUUGGGAAUCCCAUAUCGACAACUACGCAGUGAGCUUGCGACUGCCCGCGUGCGUGGGAUUUCACGUGCUGCCUUUCCGGUGGGCUCUUGCCGAGCUCCACCGGUGACAUUCAAUAGCAUGCGCGCGCACGCAUCGUAUUGUUUCAACUAGCAAAAUACUGGGAUCAUGGCCUGUUUACCUCCACUUGGGCGCAAAUCUCUUAUCCACAAUCUGCAUUUACUCUGUUCCUUUUCACAUGCCAGGUGCAGAGAAAGCGCGCACGAGAACAUGUUGUAGUUCCGUGAACGUCCGAACGAGGCCCACACAGUGAACGACAGUCCAGCCUCGAUUCCAGACUCCGGCCAAUGUCGCAUGUGAGUCGUAUUGCGACCCACAAAAUGGGGGGUGAAAUGGGACAUGUGCGCGCGGUUCCCUCCUGAAUCUGAGCCACAAUCAAAGCAUCUCUAGGGCUUCACCGCCACGCAUCGGUCUUUACAUGUACAAUCACAACUUGCCUCCAGCACGCUUGCAUGCGGCUCUUGCUAGCGUAUGACUAAAUAGGGAAGGUCUCGGGGACAGGUGCCUUGACGACUCUUUGGGGGAUCACGGAUAGCUAAUACGCCAACUGUGGUUCGGCACAGAAAAGUCGCAUGCAAACGACUAAGCUCUCUGU